AAGUAUAUCAUAAGGGUUGAAAUGGUGUUUUUUUUUAUUUUUAUUUUUUAUUUUUAUUAUUUCUUCUAGAAUGAAACUAUAUUGGAUCCAUCUCCUGUCAGUCUUCUCCAUCCCCAUUGGCCCUCCCCAAAUUCUCCGUUUCUCUCUUAUCCGAAGGAGUACUGAGAUCCUAUGAUGGCGUCGACGAUGGCGACUUUGCCUUUCAAUAUUGGGACGAGCAAGGGUUUUGAAUGCCCCAACUAUGCGGGUUUGAGACCGUCGGUGAAUUGGAAUUUCGUGUGCGUUCGGCCCGUGAAUGGAGGAGCAUCGAGUGGCCGCCGCCGAUUGUUUGUUGUUAGAGCGAGCGAGACGCGGGAUGGACAGAUGGAGAAGAUUGGUCUGAGCGUGGAGGAAUGCGAGGCUGCCGUGGUGGCCGGGAAUGCGCCCCUAGCUCCCCCGGUGCCGCCUAAGCCGGCGGCGCCUGCUGGAACACCUGUGGUGCCUUCGCUUCCACUUAAUAGGCGCCCUCGUCGUAAUAGGAGAUCUCCUGCAUUGAGAGCAGCAUUUCAAGAAACAAGCUUAACGCCUGCAAAUUUUGUAUAUCCACUUUUUAUCCAUGAAGGCGAAGAGGACAUGCCUAUUGGCGCUAUGCCUGGAUGUUAUAGGCUUGGUUGGAGACAUGGACUUGUCGAAGAGGUGUCAAAAGCCCGCGAUGUUGGUGUUAACAGUAUUGUGCUUUUCCCAAAAGUUCCCGAUGCUUUAAAGUCGCCCACCGGAGAUGAAGCUUAUAAUGAGAAUGGGUUAGUGCCUCGUGCUAUAAGGUUGCUAAAAGACAAGUAUCCUGAUCUUGUUAUCUACACUGAUGUUGCCUUGGAUCCAUAUUCUUCUGAUGGGCAUGAUGGCAUUGUCAGAGAAGAUGGAGUUAUCAUGAAUGAUGAGACUGUGCAUCAAUUAUGUAAACAGGCAGUUGCACAGGCCCGGGCAGGAGCAGAUGUUGUCAGUCCCAGUGACAUGAUGGAUGGCCGUGUAGGAGCAAUUCGAGCAGCUCUUGAUGGUGAAGGUUUUUCACAUGUGUCUAUCAUGUCAUAUACAGCAAAGUAUGCAAGUUCGUUCUAUGGUCCAUUUCGUGAAGCACUAGACUCAAAUCCACGAUUUGGAGAUAAGAAAACUUAUCAGAUGAAUCCAGCCAACUAUAGAGAGGCUUUAGUUGAGGCCCAUGAAGAUGAGUCUGAAGGAGCUGAUAUCCUUCUGGUAAAACCGGGUCUGCCUUACUUGGAUAUCAUCAGGCUUCUGCGUGAUAAAUCUCCUUUGCCAAUUGCUGCAUAUCAGGUAUCCGGUGAAUACUCGAUGAUUAAAGCUGGUGGCGUUCUGAAAAUGAUUGACGAGGAAAGAGUCAUGAUGGAGUCGUUGAUGUGCCUGCGGCGGGCUGGUGCGGACAUCAUUCUCACUUAUUUCGCUCUACAAGCUGGUAGAUGUUUAUGUGGUGAGAACUGAUCAUAGAAUUAGAGCUUUGCCAAUAUGACGCCUACACCGUCGAAUAAGGGUGAAGUGUUUUGAACGAAAUGCUUGACAAUUGUGAUUUCGGUGUCAGUUAUAUUUGUUCAUCUUUGUCCCAAUGUAAGAGUGUCUUUGUUUCAUGGAACAAUGAAAAUGAGGUCAAAACCCUCCCCCAAAGAUUAUGCUCGUUUAGUUAGUUACCUUGUAAAAGUAGUAAUUUUUAAAAUCUUCUUUACAAUAAUAGUUCUACGGCCAGAUCCCCCCAGAUAUAUUAUAUUA
Molecule: messenger RNA, 1755 nt
Organism: Diospyros lotus (date-plum)
Lineage: Eukaryota; Viridiplantae; Streptophyta; Magnoliopsida; Ericales; Ebenaceae
Product: delta-aminolevulinic acid dehydratase, chloroplastic-like
Exons: 13
Coding region: 172-1473 (433 amino acids)
Biological process (GO): heme biosynthetic process
Cellular component (GO): cytosol
Molecular function (GO): zinc ion binding; porphobilinogen synthase activity
Source: RefSeq, a predicted model, not a curated record